ACGGCAUAAAUUCCCACAUCAGAACAACCUCUGGAUUUCGCCUUUUUCCUGGGAUAUUACCAGAAUCCCACUUGUGCUUCAUUAAACGCCCGCCUGUCUCCUCCCAAAAAGUAUAUUAAAAAUUACUAUUUCUUUACCUCCAAGAAGGCAAGAACCCACAAAUAUUCACACUUACAUUCCCUUGUUUGAAGUCUGAACUGUCUGCUUUCACACCACUCUCCAAUUCUUGACUCCUUUUUUUAACGACCCCCCGUCUUGACUUUCAUCCCCGUCGACUCUCUCUCUCUCUCUCUCUCUCUCUCGCUUCUUCCUUGAAUUGAAGGUUCUGGCUGUCAAGUUUACUUCCGCAAGACUAAAGGGGCCUGUUCUUGGUAUAUCUCAUAUUCAGUGUACAGUAGCAUGUGGGCAGUAUGAACAGUAUCUGGGAGUAGGAAUCGUGCUCAAGAAAUAUGGCUCAUGGUAAUAGAAGGAGAAAUGCUAGAUUCACUUGAUAAUAAUGAAGGAAUUUAGCUCUCGUGCAAUAAGUUUUGCCUGGACUUGGAAAUAUCGAUUCAAUGUCGUCCAAUAGGAGCUCUAUGAAUGGUCAUGAUAAUGAUCGGGCUCAGACAUGGAGACCUGAUAUUUCAAACAGGCACGGUCCUGAAGCAAAUGCUAUAUCUAGGGAUUUGACGGAUGACAGUACGCUUAACCAAGUUCAUGAUCCAGAGUCCAUGGAACUUUACUCAAGGGUCAGAGAACAGCAGGAGGAAAUUCUUAAUCUUCGUGAACAAAUUGCAGUUUCCUGUGUUAAGGAACUGCAACUUUUGAAUGAGAAAUAUGCUCUGGAAAAAACAUUAGCUGGUUUACGACUGGCUGUUGAUGAGAAGCAACUUGAAACCAUAGCUUCUGCCUCAAACCAAUUGGCGUUCAGAAAAGGCGAUCUGGAAGAACAUCUUAGAUUGACUCAUGAGUUGAAGGUUGCAGAGGAUGAAAGAUAUGAUUUCGUGUCAUCCAUGUUGGGUUUACUUGCUGAAUAUGGCAUUUGGCCUCGUGUUAUUAACGCCUCAACUCUUUCCAGUAAUGUAAAGCACUUGCAUGAUCAACUGCAGUUGCAGUUAAGAACUUCACAUGCUCAAAUUGAGGAGAUAAUGUCUAUGGCGGGAAAUCAUGCCAGGGAUGGAUGGCUUGAAAGAGAUGGCCAACUUCCUCAUAGAUCCUCAGUACAGUCGCCAUAUUUUCAGGAUUGGCAUUCUUUGGUCCCUAAUCGGUAUACAGAGCAACAUUUGGAACCAAAUGAUAACUUGUUAAGAAAUAUGCAUGGCAGCGAUCUUCCACAAAUGACACCCUUUGUACAUGGUGAGAUGCAAGAACUAUUACAUAAUGGCAGCUCACAGAAGGUCUCACCCAGUAACGAUAGGAGGUUUGUGGGCCCAGAUGGUUCAUCAGACACAGCUGGGGCGAAUAUAAGGUCUGAUUCACCUGAAGAAAAGACACGCGACCCUUCAUUUCGUUUUCCAACCAGGCAUGAUGAGUUUGAUUCUUUUCGUUCAGAAGAGGGCCCUGGGAUAGAGGAAUUCCAAAUCAUUGGCGAGGCUAAACCGGGGUACCGACUUCUAGGAUGCGGAUUUCCUGUUCGUGGAACUUCUCUCUGCAUGUUCCAGUGGGUUCGUCAUCUUCAGGAUGGAACAAGGCAGUACAUAGAGGGAGCUACAAAUCCAGAAUAUGUUGUCACUGCCGAUGAUGUGGAUAAACAUAUUGCCGUUGAGUGCAUACCAAUGGAUGACCGAGGCCGUCAGGGGGAGCUGGUGCGGCUUUUUGCUAAUGGUCAAAACAAAAUUACCUGUGACCGAGAUAUACAAUUGGAGAUUGACACCUAUGUCUCUAAAGGUGAAGCCACAUUUAGUAUUCUGCUGCUGAUGGAUGCUUCGGAGACUUGGGAGCCAACAACUCUCGUUUUGAAACGAUCUGGCUACCAAAUCAAGGAUAACAGAUCCCAAGAAACUUUAAUUGCAGAGAAAUUCUCUAAAGAUUUAUCGAUCAAAAUCCCUAGUGGGCUCUCUACUCAAUUUGUUUUAACACGUUCAGAUGGCUCUUCACAUCCGCUCAACACAUAUAAUGAUGUUCGAAUGCGUGAUACUCUUGUAUUGACCAUGAGAAUGUUCCAAAGCAAGGCGUUGGAUGAAAGGAAGAAAGGAAGAGCGUAAACCCUCGUUUUUCUCAUUUAGGCACUGUACGUACAAGUCAUUAUUCAUUCUUUGUAGAAUGUAAAGGAAAAGAGGAGAGAAAAAAAACCAGUAAAUCUGUAUAAGGUUCAUAGAUUUUUUUAGCCGGAAAACAGUAAAUCCCUUCUUUGUAAAACACCCCUGUGAUUAUAACUACUAUAUAGGAAGUCAACUCUAGACUGUGAAUUGCAAAUAUUGUCUUAGUUGAUAAUUUCUGUAAGGUUUUCUUUGCAGAGGAUUGAUCCUUGCAUAUGUGCUGUAUUGUAAUAAUUUACGUAAGAGCAUCUCCAUUUGGUCAUUU
This is a messenger RNA of Rhododendron vialii, 2502 nucleotides long. RefSeq lists its product as uncharacterized. NCBI's taxonomy places the organism in Eukaryota, Viridiplantae, Streptophyta, Magnoliopsida, Ericales, Ericaceae. The coding region runs from base 555 to 2183 and encodes 542 amino acids. The transcript has 21 exons. Gene Ontology annotation, cellular component: plasma membrane. The record is from RefSeq and is a predicted model, not a curated record.